AUGGACGAAGAGACAGAGCAAAUUCUUACUGUUCAGGCAACUGUCUCCAAGCUAUCUGAGCACUGCUUCAAAACAUGUGAUCUAGACUUAUACGCCUUGCAUAUAGCUGAUAGCCAAAAAGUUUGCAUAAAAUCUUGUGUCGAGCAAGCUUUCCAAGCAAAAAAUUACAUAUUUGAAAGAUGAAAGAAAGAGUUCCCUCAGGCUAAGAAGCACAAUCGUUCCCUUGAAUAUUCCAGCACUAGUGAUCUUGCAUUAUAG
Blepharisma stoltei is the source of this 258-nucleotide messenger RNA. NCBI's taxonomy places the organism in Eukaryota, Ciliophora, Heterotrichea, Heterotrichida, Blepharismidae. The record is from the annotation of a GenBank genome assembly.